This is a messenger RNA of Girardinichthys multiradiatus, 3604 nucleotides long. Its product is annotated as dynein axonemal assembly factor 5-like. The transcript has 13 exons. Gene Ontology annotation, molecular function: dynein intermediate chain binding. The record is from RefSeq and is a predicted model, not a curated record. NCBI's taxonomy places the organism in Eukaryota, Metazoa, Chordata, Actinopteri, Cyprinodontiformes, Goodeidae. Gene Ontology annotation, biological process: inner dynein arm assembly; cilium movement; outer dynein arm assembly. Gene Ontology annotation, cellular component: cytoplasm.
GACAGUUAAGAUGGCAGCGACUGGAGACGAACAUGCUGCCUCUGAAAUUUUGAGGGGUAUCAGCCGACAUUUAUACUGCCUGAAUGAGGACAACAAGGCGACAAGAAAACGGGCUCUUGAGUCGAUAAAGCAGCAGACUGUGAAUAAAGGACUACCCAGGGGCGUUUUACAGGAAGUAUUCUCUUCUCUCCUCAAGCCUCUCCUCAAGUGUUUGUCAGACCCAAUGGAGAAAUGCAGAGAAACCACCAUUGCGACCAUAACAGAGUUUAUUCGUUGUGUUCCCAUACCGGAGGAAUCGUUGCCCUAUCUCAUGCCCUGUCUGGCUCAGCGUUUCGGGGACAAAGAGAUCUUAGAGCCGUCGGAGGAACUUCGACUGUCGGCGGUGGAGAUGUUGACUCUGACGGUGGACGUGUGCGGCACACACUUAACGCAUUAUCUUAACGAAACAAUCAACAUUCUGCUGAGAACAAUCGUCGACCCGUUUCCGGAUGUCAGAAAGGAAAGUUGUAAAUGCACCGUUAGCUUCGCAAGGUCUGUUCCAGAACAUUUUCACAUGCAAGCUGAGAGUUUGGUCAAGCCUCUUAUGCAGACCAUAACCCAUCAGCACUCGCGGGUUAGGGUUUCGGCCAUCGAAGCCACUGGAGCAGUCAUACAACAUGGAAGCGGAAAGAACUUGGAUGAUGUGGUAUCACACCUUGUGCAGAGACUAUUUGACGACUCGCCACAGGCGAGAAAAGCUGUGACUGCAGUUGUUGGUGACUGGCUUUUAAACAUGAGAGAUCGGUAUUCGUAUUUCCACAAACUCAUUCCGCUCUUGUUGAGCUGCAUCAGUGACAUGAUCCCAGAAAUAAGAGUGUUAGCAGCUGAUUUGUGGAGACAAGCCGGCCUGCAGUGGGAGAAGGAGAAUGAGGACGACAUAAAGGACAAGAUGGACUUCCUUUUCACCCUACCUCCUCACUAUCCACAUGAAGUGUAACGUCCAGGACUGGGCUGCAGAGAGCUGGUGGUCAGAAACCCGGGUAGACUGGUGCCAGCUAUCGCCCACGAUGUGACCGACUGGCUGGUGCCGACCCGGGUCCGCACGUCCCAGCUUCUCUCUGUGCUGCUGCUGCAUGCCGAGGACCACACCACGCAGCACCUGCAGCAUCUGCUGGCCGUGCUCUACCGGGCCUGUACUGACACAGAGAAGGACGUGGUAAACAAUUGCCUGGCAGCUGCUAAACUGAUUGGGACUUUUGUCCCCCCACCUGUCUUUCUGAAGCUGAUGCUUGAACAUGUGACAGCCCCGAGCUCUUCCUCCUACCCCUGGACCCCCCUCAUGGUUCUGGCUGCAGUCCUAAGAGGUGGCUCCAAACAGCUCCUAAAACCACAUCUCCAGCUGGUUGCAGACACCCUGGUGCAGCCCGAAGUUUGCCAGGAAUAUCAGCGGGUUAUGUACCUGGAGCAGUUGCUGGCAUGUGUGGAUGUGCUGCUGCAUCAGUGUGAGUCAGACUGUGGCUCAGUCAGCCUGCAGCUGCUGCAGGUUCUGGUCACCAUCCAGAGCCUCUCCACUGACCCACAGCUCAGCACCAAAGCCUUGGAGAGUGUACGUUUUUUGAGUACGGUGCAGGGCUUGGACCCCAUAGAGCUGUAUAGACAACAUAUGGGACAGCAGCUGGACUGGUUGUCUGCCUCUGUCAACACUUGGUCCAGUUACUCUCCACAGAGACUUCAGCUACAUGUCAUUGUCAUGCAAUCAGGUCCAGUCAUUGCGGAGUUUUUGAACCAGCUGAUGCCUCUUCUCUAUAACUGCCUCCAGCCAAACAGAGACACGGAAAUGAGGAUGAGCGUUUUCACGAUGCUCGCCAAGUUGCUGCUGGAUGCAAAAAACACCCUGGAUUCCCAGGGGCAUUUCUGUGACAAGUCGGAGAGGUUUCUGAGUGACGUCCUGCUUCCCAACCUGGUGUGGCACGCGGGCCGGACCGCUGCCGCUGUCAGAACCUCAGCCCUCAGCUGUCUGCUGGCCUUGCUCCAUGGAGGAGCCAUUACACAUGGACCGCUUCUGUGUCUGGAGGAAAGGCUGAGCCCCCUGGUGUUUUCAGCCCUGGAGGAGGACUCUCAGAUUAGCAGACUGUUGGCAUGUCGCUCUCUUUCUGCCACACUCGAGCUAAUCAGAACCAGUUUACACCACGAGGCUCUGAACAAGAUUUAUCAUGAACUGCUGAAGCGUCUGGACGACAGCAGCGAGGAGGUUCGCAGCGUCGCAAUGCAAGCCGUGGGUCUCUGGUUGUCCAGCCUGACCAAAGACUACAACCCCGAGCUCUAUGCUCCCCAUCUGCAGCUCCUCUUUCAGCAGCUCCUGCUGCACCUGGAUGACCCUGACAGCUCCGUGCAGGACCAAGUGCUGGAAGUCCUGAAGAAAGGCAGCUCGCUUCACACGUCUCUUCUGCAGAGGGAGGCUGAGGCUGUGAGGGACAAACAGAGGAGUCCCCUUCACUGUGAUCUCCUCCUGCAGCACGUCAGCUCGCUGCCCACAGAGACUUUACAGCACUAAACUGACAGAAGGAAUAUGCAAAACAUGCAGACUCAAGUUGAUGUCUUGACUCUUCAUCAAAACCAAAACUAUUUUAUUGUAAUUUACUACAGUGUUAAACAUGAUUGACCUUUUUAAAUAUUCCUAUAUAUGUGUUUUUCUCAGCGUAUUUUAAUGCGUUCCUGCAGUCAUUCCUGUUAAACUGCUGGAGUUCAGAUAUUUGCUGUUGGGAUGUGUUAUUAUCUACAGGAGUAAAGACAUGUCAGGAAAUCUGAGAACUGGGAUUUAGUCUUGAAAGUACAGUGCAUUUCUUUCAUCAAAAGCCAUUCAAUGAAACUUAAAAAAAACAUCUAAACAAAUGUGAAUUUAAAUAGCAUCACAGUCCGUAACUUUUCGAUCUAUUACUGUUAUUUUAAAUGGUGUACUUUAUUUCUUUAAUUUUGAAUUUCCGGAAUAGAUUGAAAGCAUAACUUGAAGGGUUACAACACAGCAUGAAAAAGUAUGCAGUACUUUCCACUUCUUAAUAAGUAUGCAAAAAAUAAAGUAUCGAAAAACAUUUUGUAUUUCAGACUGUUCCAUAGUCUUUAAGGUCCUUCCUUCCUUACUUUCCUCACUUUCUUGAAGCUCUUGAAGUGCUUCCUUCUUUCAUCGCAUCCUACCUUGUUCUUUUUUUUUUUUUUUACAUGUCCUGUUGCUGCAUUUCAGGCAUACCAUGUAGAGCAGAUGGUUAUUUACAUGUGCCAGAGCAGUAUUGUACAAAAAAAUUAUCUCAAGGAAGUAAUUACUUAAUUAAGUUUAUUAAUUUCAGAUUCAGUCCAUCAAUGUAGUAACGUGUUUGUAUGAUUUUCAACCAUUUAGGGUGUGUGUUGGUGAGUUUAUGUGUAAAAAUAAGUGUGUUUGUUUUAGGUGGGUGUACAGUGGAUAUAAAACGUCUACACAUCCCUAUUCAAAUGCCAGGUUUUCAUGAUGUAAAAAAAAUCACAUCCAGAUAAAUAAUUUCACAACUUUUUCCACCUGUAAUGUGAUCUUUAACUUGCAAUUGGAAAAGCAAAUCUUUCAGGGAGGUGAAGUAAAAAUAAAGAAUUGAGAUAA